CCACAAGACCCAGCCAGAGGGACAGGAUGGAGGGACCCAGGCUGACGCUGGGGCUGCUGGCUAUACUGGUUGUUUGUGGUAGCUGGGGCCUGAACGAGGAGGAACGGCUAAUUCGGCACCUAUUCGAAGAGAAAGGCUACAACAAGGAGCUCCGGCCGGCACACCAGGGGGAGAGUGUAGAGGUCUCGCUGGCCCUCACACUCUCCAACCUCAUCUCCCUGAAAGAAGUGGAGGAGACCCUCACCACUAACGUGUGGAUUGAGCACGGCUGGACAGACAGCCGGCUGCAGUGGAAUGCUGAAGAAUUUGGGAAUAUCAGUGUCCUGCGCCUGCCCCCUGACAUGCUGUGGCUCCCAGAGAUUGUGCUGGAGAACAACAACGACGGCUCCUUCCAGAUUUCCUACUCCUGCAAUGUGCUCAUCUACCCCUCGGGCUAUGUGUACUGGCUGCCACCCGCCAUCUUCCGCUCUUCCUGCCCCAUCUCCGUCACCUACUUCCCCUUUGACUGGCAGAACUGCUCCCUCAAGUUCAGUUCCCUCAAGUACACAGCCAAGGAGAUCACCCUGAGUCUGAAGCAAGAGGAAGAAGAGGGCCGCUUCUACCCUGUGGAGUGGAUCAUCAUUGACCCCGAGGGCUUCACAGAGAAUGGGGAGUGGGAGAUAGUGCACCGGCCAGCCAGGAUCAACAUGGACCUCAGUGUCCCACUGGACAGUCCAGGCCGCCAGGACGUCUCCUUCUACCUCAUCAUCCGCCGCAAGCCCCUCUUCUACGUCAUCAACAUCCUGGUACCCUGCGUGCUCAUCUCCUUCAUGAUCAACCUGGUCUUCUACCUGCCGGCCGACAGUGGCGAGAAGACGUCGAUGGCCAUCUCAGUGCUCCUGGCUCAGUCUGUCUUCCUGCUGCUCAUCUCCAAGAGGCUGCCAGCCACGUCCAUCGCCAUCCCCCUCAUUGGCAAAUUCCUGCUCUUCGGCAUGGUGUUGGUGACCAUGGUCGUCGUGAUCUGUGUCAUCGUGCUCAACAUCCACUUCCGCACCCCCAGCACGCACGUGCUGUCUGAGGGGGUCAAGAAGCUCUUCCUGGAGACCCUGCCGGAACUGCUACACAUGUCCCGCCCGGCGGACAAUGGACCUGGUCCGGGGGCUCUGGUCCGGAGGAGCAGCUCCCUGGGCUACAUUUCCAAGGCUGAGGAGUACUUCCUGCUCAAGUCCCGAAGUGACCUCAUGUUUGAGAAGCAGUCCGAGCGCCACGGCCUGGCCCGGCGCCUCACCACCGCACGCCGGCUCCCUCCAGGCUCUGAGCAGGCCCAGCAGGAGCUCUUGAGUGAGCUGAAGCCAGCCGUGGAUGGGGCCAACUUCAUCGUCAGCCACAUGAAGGACCAGAACAGUUAUAAUGAGGAGAAGGACUGCUGGAACCGAGUGGCCCGCACAGUGGACCGACUCUGCCUGUUCGUGGUGACACCCAUCAUGGUGGUGGGCACGACCUGGAUCUUCCUGCAAGGCGCCUACAACCAGCCUCCACCUCAGCCUUUCCCUGGGGACCCCUUCUCCUACCAUGAGCAGGACAAGCGCUUCAUCUAGAACAGGCCUGCCCUGCCCUGUUGGUCCAGCUUCCAGGCAGUGUCCAGUGGGCGGGGGCAGGGGCGGAGGGAGGGUGCUAGUCGUGUGGACAGGGAUGUCUGACAGGACAAGCCCUUCCUGGGGAGGCCAACUUCUGACCCUGAGGCUCGAGUCCAGCUGGUGCUGCAAGGCUGGGGCAGGAAGAGCCGGGCUUUCCUGAGAUUAGGGAAGGAAGGGGGAAGCCCGGCUCUUCAACCAUGGGUCCUCUACAGCUAAACACCAGGGAGCCGCUGAGGAGGACUAAGAGCGGAUAUCAUCUGGGGGUCAGAGCAGGACAAUGUGUGGGGGGAAGGGGGGCUGACUCAGGCUGGGACCCUUCUGUGAGGAAUGAGAAAGGCAGAGGCCUCUUCUUCCUCCCCUUCCCUAGAUGGGGGUAGAGCAGGUAGGAUCCUGUGCUCUCACUUCCCUGUUCCUCCAGCCACCCUCCUUUCUACAACCCCUCAGCCUUGGGCUUCUGAGGCCCCAGUGGGGGUGUUAUGUGGGGACACCUCCCUCUCCAGACCUCUUAAGGAAAGAGGAUUUCAGCAGGGGUGGGAGCCCCAGGAUUGCAAAAUGGCCUUCCCCAGACCUUUCUUUCUGCCUUGGUGACUUUGUCUGGGUCCCCUAGGGAAGCCAAGGACUGGGGUGGAAGGGCCAAGCUCAACAUUCAAAAAGACUAAAGGUCAGCUUAUCAACCUCAGGUCACAUGCACGAUCCUAGAGCCCUAGAGCUCAGCCCUCCCCCAAGAAGUGUCUCCUCUUGGGCAACUUUUCUCCCCAAAGUAGGGUUUCCAUACAAUAUUUGAGACAUAUUUUUACUAAAAAACUAUUGUUUAUCCGAAAUUCAAACUUAACUGGGCAUCUUGUUUUGUUUUGUUUUGAGGGGUGGCAGAGAAAGAAAAGAAAAAAAGAAAGCAUAGAGCCCAACAGGGGCUCAGUCUCACCACCCAGAGAUGAUGACCUGAGCCGAAAUCAAGAGUCAGAGACUCAACAGACUGAGCCACCCAGGUGUCCAGAAUCCUGUAUUUUUAUUUGCUAAAUUUGACAACUCUAUCCCCAAGGGAGCCCCCAACAAUCCUAUCCCAAGCGCCAAAGGCCGAGGCUACAGAUGCUGGGAGACAAGGUAGUCUACCUCCAAGAUGGCCCCAGCGAUCUCCACCCCCUGGUAUUCAUACCCUGAGUAGCGCACUCCCACAAUGCACUGGGCUUGGUCUGUAUGACUGACAGAAGGAGGCGGAAGUGACGGUGUGUCGCUUCUGAGAUUAGGCUCUAUAAGACACUGCAGCACUCCCGCUCCAUCACUCUUCACUUUCAGCUGGAUCUCUCACUCUGGGGAAGCCAGCUGGCAUGGGAGCAGUCCUGUGUAGAGGCCCACCUGGCAAGGACCUGAGCCCCUCUGCCUGCAGCCCCAUGAGUGACCUCGGAAGCGGAUCCUCCAGCCCCGAUGGAGCCUUCAGAGGAGAUCACCAUCCAGGUCAACAUCUUGGGUGCAGUCCCAUGAGUUCUGGAGCCAGAGCCACCCAGCUAAGCUGCUCCUGGAUUCCGGACCCCCAGAAACUGCGUGGAAUAGCAUAUGAUUUUUAAGAGACAAAGUUUGGGGGUGCUUUGUUACACCAGAGGAUGAUCUGGCGUGAGCCGCGCUCAUCUCUUAGGUUCAGUUUUCUCAUCAACAAAAUGUGUA
Messenger RNA from Mustela lutreola (European mink), 3275 nucleotides. It is a transcript of the gene CHRND, whose product is annotated as cholinergic receptor nicotinic delta subunit. Gene Ontology annotation, biological process: regulation of membrane potential; nervous system process; monoatomic ion transmembrane transport. NCBI's taxonomy places the organism in Eukaryota, Metazoa, Chordata, Mammalia, Carnivora, Mustelidae. The transcript is spliced from 12 exons. Gene Ontology annotation, molecular function: transmembrane signaling receptor activity; acetylcholine-gated monoatomic cation-selective channel activity. Bases 27 to 1577 code for a protein of 516 amino acids. The record is from RefSeq and is a predicted model, not a curated record. Gene Ontology annotation, cellular component: postsynaptic membrane; neuron projection; synapse.